Molecule: messenger RNA, 3048 nt
Organism: Vigna unguiculata (cowpea)
Lineage: Eukaryota; Viridiplantae; Streptophyta; Magnoliopsida; Fabales; Fabaceae
Source: RefSeq, a predicted model, not a curated record
UGGACGAACUAGACAAUGCACUCUUUGAAAUGAAUGUGGAAGCUAAAGGGUGGAUCACGUCACACAAUUUUACUCGAAAUUUAAAUCAAGGAUUGAACAAGUCCUUCAUAACCUUAGAUAUCUUCAAAGAAAACUCCGUAAGAUUGGGUUGAACGAGGCUGGUGGCACUGAGAUUAGUUCAAAAUCGGAGAGUAAAGAAUAUCAGCCUAUGCCUUCAACCAUAACCAUCGAAUCAGCACUUUCAUAUAACCCCUUAAUGGGACCACGACCACCUGUUAUGGGGGCCUUUAGUGCAGCUUAUACUGGGGAAAUGGCUCUCCAAAAGUUACCACCUUACAAUUUGGAAGUGACUGAUCGUGUUUUGGGGAGAGAAAAGGAAAAGGGUCAAAUUGUGGACUUUUUACAAGACUUGACUCAUAACAAAAACACAAUCAUGUCUAUACUUGGCCUAGUGGGUCCAGGUGGGAUUGGAAAGACAACACUUGCUCGUGUGGUGUAUGAGGAUGACAGAGUGAGGAAAUCGUUUCAACUCACACUUUGGGUAACAUUUCCUAGUUACGAACUUGAAGCUGAAACUUUAGCAAAGAUCAUACUUAUUAGGCUCAAAGUUAGUUUUAACCAAGAUGACGCGUUGAUAGACCGCUGACUCUCUUGAGAAAGAAUUUGAGUGGAAAGAAAUUGCUUUUUGUGUUGGAUGGAUGUUGGUCCGUUCUUCGGUGGGAGGAAGUUCGAACUUGUUUUAAGUCUGCUGCAAGAGGGAGUGCCAUCAUCCUAACCACAAGGACAACCAAGGCUGCAUUACAAAUGACUGUGGAUCAUAUUCUGCAUCUAAGUUUCUUGUCCGAUGAGCAUUGUUGGUCCUUGUUUUCUGAUCAUUGUUUUGGAAACAAGAGUAGUUGUAAUCCUCAGCUGGGAGUUCUGGGAAGAAGGAUCUUGAGCAAAUGUGGGGGUGUGCCUUUGGCUGCUAAAAUGCUUGGGGGUCUCUUGCAUAAGAAAGACGACAAGGAUUGGAUGGAGAUAUUGAAUAGCCCACAAUGGGAACAAACUAACAUUAAUUUUGCCACACCAUUUGUAAGAUUAUGCUAUCUUUCUCUACCUAUACAAUUGAAAAGAUGCAUAACCUACCUUGGUAUGUUUCAUAAAGGUUAUCAAUUUCAGAAGAGACAGGUAGUUCUCUUAUGGAUAGGAAAGGCUUUAAUUCAGCGGGAGAAAAAUGAAAGCAUGGAAAAUCUAGGUAACAAGUAUUUCGAUUUUCUUGUAGCACGUUCAUUUCUCAUAAGAUCAAACAGUGGUGAUGAGGCAGAUUUUACCAUGCACGACACCGUUCGGGAUUUAGCCUUGGCUGUAUCCAGAAAAUCUCAUUAUCUAUCAUAUCAGUCUCUAUUCGGAUCAGAUUAUGAGAGCAUUGAUACUUCUUUCUUGAUCUCAAAUAUACAAAAUACUGAAGAAAGUUCAUCCGAGCUCUAUGAACCUCAAACAGAAGAAUAUGCCCCCUCGAAGGAUAAUGUUGGCACUGCCAAUAUAACUCAUGGCCUUGACCAACAAUCUCCAGAAAUUGAUGCCAAUUUACCUACUAUUACAAAUGAUGUUGUGCAACCUUCUUUUGAGUCCGGGACUCAAUUUGAUACAGUGUGAAUUUGGGAUUCAUCACAGCUGGCGGAAUUACCAGCAAAGCUGCACAGCCUCAGAAUAGAAAGGUGUUCCACUUUCAUGUCCCUGCAAGAUGUUUUGAAGGACAAAAGCACCAACCUCUUUGAAUUGUUUAUAAUUGAUUGUCCCUUUCUUGAGGACUUUACUGACGAACCAUGCCCCACUUCCUUAAAAACACUUUAUGUCCAUGAGUGCAGAAAAUUAGAACUCCUCCAGUCUCUCGAGAAAAUGCAAAAUUUUAAAUUCUUGGAAAAUUUGUUCAUUGGUAGUAGCUGUAAUACUCUAAAGUCUUUUCCAAUGAACCUUUUUCCAAAACUUAAAAUUCUUUGCAUAUGGGAUUGUCCUAAUUUAGAGUCCUUUUCUAUGGAGGAAGGUGAAUAUAAUGAUGGUCUAUCACUUGAGUCUUUGGAAAUUCGGGAUUGCUCCAAUCUAGUGUCCUUCCCAAAAAUGGGAUUGCGUUCUCCCAAUCUCAGAACACUUUCAGUCUCCAAUUGCAAAAAAAUUAGGUCACUUCCUGAUUGUAUGAUCGAUCUUACAUCUCUUCAAUCGGUAUUUGUAAUCAAAUGUCCAGAACUUGAGUCAUUACCAGAAAGGGGGCUACCUUCAUGUCUGAAGCUGCUGUCAAUUGCCUUCUGUGACAAACUUAUAGAUAAAAAUAACUGGAAUCUCAGGGGCUUGACCGUCUUCAACGUUUUGAGAUUGAAAGUGGAUGUAUGGGAUUGAAAUCAUUUCCACAGAAAUUCCUUUUGCCUGUAAACCUUAACUCUCUAUACAUCAGCAAACUCACAAGUUUAGAAGUCUUGGAUCACGAUGGCCUUCAGAAGCUAACAGCCCUUCAGUCAUUAGAGAUCAACUGUUGUAAGAAACUGCAAUCCUUUCCAGAAUUUCUGCCUUCUUCCUUGACUUCCCUAUGCAUAAAAGAAUCCCCAUUGUUGUCUCAGAAGCUCUUGGAUAAAUCCAGCUCACAUUGGCAUAAAAUAGCUCACAUUUCGAACAUUCAAAUUGACAACAAUGUCAUCUCAAAAGAUGAAUGGUACUUCGGUGGGACAAGAGCUUGAGGUCAUGGAACAAGAGCAAAUAGCAGAGUUUUCUUUGGUUGUUUAAAAUGGUAAAAACAAAAUAUUGCAUUCUGGUUACGGAUGAUUCAAGGCUUUGUCCAUGAAGCAGAAAAGCUUGAAAACUGAAGAAGAAGUUCUAUAUUUUUCAUUUACAAGGAGAUUUCUUGUUGCCAGCUCCAUCAGCAAACUUACUUAAUAUUGUUGUUGCAUCCUCUGUAGUAUGCUCAGAUAGAAAUGUAUUUGGAAAGCUCUUGUUUUCUACUGCCACGCUAUGCUCUUGUUUCAUAUGUAUUAUAAUACCACAGGGAACAAAUGCUGCGUACUCUUGUUAUUAUUUGUU